Macrobrachium nipponense is the source of this 342-nucleotide messenger RNA. RefSeq names its product integumentary mucin A.1-like. The transcript has a single exon. The coding region runs from base 1 to 342 and encodes 113 amino acids. Lineage: Eukaryota; Metazoa; Arthropoda; Malacostraca; Decapoda; Palaemonidae. The record is from RefSeq and is a predicted model, not a curated record.
AUGUUGCCUUUCAAUUACGAGGGAAUGUAUAUGGCGUCAGUCUGCCUGAAACGCUUGAGGGGAGGCUAUUACCAAACGCUGCAAGAUAUCCCACAAAGAACUAGUACUACUGCCGCCCCACGAAGAACUAGUAUUAAUGCCACCCCACAAAUAGCUAGUACUAAUGCCGCCCCACAAACAACUAGUACUGAUACUGCCCCACAAACAACUAGUACUAAUACUGCCCCACAAAGAACUAGUACUAAUACUGCCCCACAAAGAACUAGUACUAAUGCCGCCCCACAAACAACUAGUACUGUACUGCCCCCACCAAACAAAUUACUAAUACUGCCACAACAAUAG